CAAGCCGGACGGGCCUGGCUUUGGACACGACCCGGAGGGUGUACACACGUCCUCCCGGGUCAAGCCACGGGCAUUCCGCAAGGACUGCUGGGGAUCCCGACUGCCCAUGGAGCCGCGCAUGGCGAAGGCUUCGAGCAGAAGCCGCUUUGCCGCAGGGAUUGCCUUCGCUGCCCUGGCAUUGCUGGUCCACCACCUGGGAGGCACACGGCUGUUCAUUGCGCCCCACGCGGGUGAGACUUUCGGAAUCGCUCAGCGGGCUGCAAAGGCGCGCUCCGCGCUUGUGAUCUGUGCGGCGGAAGCGACGCCGGGCGCACCGCCUGUAGAUGUCGAGGAAGAAGAGGCGGCGGCCAGCUACUUCAAGGUAAAGAUGCGCAAGAAGGAGUACACAGUCGAGCAGCAAAUGACGCGAAAGGAGAGGCUGACCGAGCGGCUUCGGAAGCGCAAGGGCAAGUUCGUCUACCGCGGGCCGAAGCCAUACGACCCGGACCGCUUCACCACGGUUUCUUUGCAGGCGAGACUGUUUCCGAAGCAAGCCUCCAACACCAAGAUUAUGAACCAGAUUGUUGAAGAACUGCGGCGCAUCACGGGACACCAUCCGACGAUUGUCUACUCCAAGCAGAACAUCGCUCUAUUCGGGGUGCGGCAGGGCGACCCGGUUGGUGCAAAAGUGAACUUGGAGGGGCAGCUGAUGAAGGACUUCCUUCAGAGACUAAACACCAUCAUCCUGCCACGUGUGCGAGACUUUGAAGGUCUCUUUCCGAAUUCCUUCGACAACAAUGGGAAUUUCUGGUUCAGCUUGCCAAGUCAGGAGCCGUUCAAAGAGCUGGAUGACUUGGUGGAUUCGCGGGAGCUUGUCCAUGGCUUCCAGAUCGGCAUCCUGAACAACUGCUUCUCGCAGCCCGAUGCUCUGAAGCUCAUGAAGGACUUCGGCUUCCCCUUUGGGGACCCGAGGCCUCCAAAGGUGCCCGUCGUCCGAGAUCCCUGGGCAAGAUACAAGAAGAAGGACAAGAAGAAGAAGCGCUAGAGGACUGACGCGCUGGUUCUCCGGGAAGCAGAGCAGCAUGCCCACUGAUUUACAGUUGUUCUCCUUGGCC
This is a messenger RNA of Effrenium voratum, 1094 nucleotides long. The record is from the annotation of a GenBank genome assembly. Lineage: Eukaryota; Dinophyceae; Suessiales; Symbiodiniaceae.